UUAUGGUGAAUACAGUUCAAUUCAGUUGAGUUCAGUGUUCAGUGUUCAGUUUUCAAUUCAGUAGCUAGAGUUGCUAACACGGUUGUUCGGGUUGGGAUUUGUGCUUCUUUCAGCAAUAGCGACGAUAGCGACCGGCAGGGUGAAUACAUACCGGUGGAUAUUAAUUAAAGUAAAAUGUCGCAGGCUAAAUUAAAUUUUUCAUUUUACAUCACGGUCUGUUGCUUGUUUGUGAGCUUCGUCAGCGCGAAUCUUCAGGCAACCUCGAAAAAUACUUUAACGGAACAAUUAACUGAAGAUAACUGGGAUCGUAUGCUGACCGGAGAAUGGAUGGUGGAAUUUUAUGCCCCGUGGUGUCCUGCUUGCAAAUCGCUCGAACCGGUUUGGGAACAUCUUGCUUCGCAAAAGAAAAAUCUAAAUAUCAAUGUAGGAAAAGUUGAUGUAACUGUUUUUCCUGGACUCAGUGGAAGAUUUAUGGUUACAGCUUUACCAACGAUAUAUCAUGUCAAAGAUGGUGUAUUUAGGCGAUACAAGAGUCCUAGAGAUAAAGAUUCGUUAAUUGAAUUUAUAUCUCAGAGAACUUGGGAAAAAAUUGAGCCUGUCUCUGCUUGGACGAGUCCAACUUCUAUUCAAAUGUCUAUUAUUAGUCAAUUCUUUAAAAUGUCACACGUACUACGGGGAAUACAUACUGGACUUAUGGAAGAGUUCGGAUUACCUACAUGGGGAAGUUAUUUAAUUUUUGCCAUGGGUACCAUUAUUUCAGGUGCAAUACUGGGAUUGUUCAUUGUUUGCGCGAUUGAUUUUGUACAUCCGCCAAAGCCUGAAGCGUCUCAAAAUGAAACGAAACAAAAGGAAGGAUCGGGCGGAUUUAUGCAAGAAAAAAGUAUGCAAGACGAGGAAAUCGUGAAAAAUGUUAAGGACGAUUUAGUGGACGAAGAAUGUGAACGGGAGGUAUCGGAACCAGAGGACAAGGAGAAAGAUGUGGAUAAAGAUUCGAAAACUGAACCGAGCAGUCCGAAUGUUCGUAAACGGCAGAAGCCACGUAAAGCUGAUUAGACAUACCAAUUUGUUGUACGUAAAUAUUUUACAUCCACAGAAGAUUGACAAAUGAUAUUUAACAGUUCGAUUAAUGUCAAUUCAUUUGUAUAAAUGAAGGCAGUCAUUAAGAUACAUGACUAUUCUAUGUAUAUUAUUUGACAGAGUUAUAAGAAUCGUACAACAAGUCGAUGAAAGGAAUACAAUAUGUGUUAAAAA
Ceratina calcarata is the source of this 1251-nucleotide messenger RNA. Its product is annotated as thioredoxin-related transmembrane protein 1. Gene Ontology annotation, cellular component: endomembrane system. NCBI's taxonomy places the organism in Eukaryota, Metazoa, Arthropoda, Insecta, Hymenoptera, Apidae. The coding region runs from base 175 to 1053 and encodes 292 amino acids. The record is from RefSeq and is a predicted model, not a curated record. Gene Ontology annotation, molecular function: disulfide oxidoreductase activity. The transcript has 5 exons.